Molecule: messenger RNA, 1867 nt
Organism: Podospora pseudocomata
Lineage: Eukaryota; Fungi; Ascomycota; Sordariomycetes; Sordariales; Podosporaceae
Exons: 2
Coding region: 91-1311 (406 amino acids)
Biological process (GO): transcription elongation by RNA polymerase II; positive regulation of transcription elongation by RNA polymerase II
Cellular component (GO): Cdc73/Paf1 complex; nucleus
Molecular function (GO): RNA polymerase II C-terminal domain phosphoserine binding
Source: RefSeq, a predicted model, not a curated record
CGCCUUACCUGUCAUCAAACUCGAUCGCGACAGCGUUUUCCAUCCGAUUCUACCAAAGAAACCCGAUUAACAACAGGCAAUUCCUCCAUCAUGUCCGACUCGGAGGAUAUUGUCGACCUCCCCGAGGAGGGUGGUGACGAUCUCUUUGGAGACGAGGGGGACGAGGUGAUGUCGGAUCAGGGCAAUGUGCUUAGCGAUCGCGACCUGGAAUCGGACAGAGAGGAUGACCGCGACCGCAUCGAAGAUGAGGACGAUUACCCGCGUGAGGAUAGAGACUCUCACCACCUGGCCGAAUCGAUCCCCCUCUACCGGCAUCGAAUCCCAAAAUCAAAAGACAACACGCUUCACAACCUCAAAGUACCAAACUUCCUCAAGUUCAACCCAAUGGAAUACAAACCCGACGAGUGGCAGCCCUCCAAGUGGGAGCUCAACAAUGCCAAUUCCGAAAACCCCAUCCCAUCAAUCAUGUGGCGCCGCGAUCCCAAGACGGGGAAGCUUAAGAGCAAUGCCAACAUUCACAGAUGGAGCGAUGGUUCCACGACCCUCCAGAUCGGGGACGAUCACUACGAGAUCACAUCCAACUCACUCGUCGGACCGCCUAAUGAGCCGUAUCAAGACGUUAAGGAUGCACAUGAAUACGCGGCAGCUGCCCAUCUAACGACCAAUUCCUUGUUAAUCGUCGGUCACUACACCGAGCAAUACUCCAUCAAGCCUCCCGAGGAACUCCAGGAUGCCGCCUUCGACCGCCUGGUGGCAGGUCUUAAUAUGAACAAGAAGGAGAGCACCACCAGUAGGCUCAUCGCCACCAACGAGGACCCCGAGCGCAAGAAGAGAGAGGCCGAGCUCGCCGAGAAGGAACGGGCAAAGAACCAGCGCCGUCGGGAGACAGCGGCUGCGCGCUCUGAGGGAGCAGGGAGUCGGUACAAGGGUGGGGCUCUUUCCAUUGGUGACUUGGAGGGUAGGCGUGGAGUGGGAGGAUCCAGGAAACGUGGUGCGCCGGGCGGAGCCAAGAAGAAGCAUCGCCGUCCUGAAUAUGAUUCUGACGAUGAUCUUCCCAGCGGGGCGCGCCGCACGGACAACUACGACAUGGACGACGGGUUUUUGGUCGGUAGUGACGAAGAUGAUGAUGUCGUCGAGGAUGACGAGGAGGAGGAUAUUCUGGAUGAUGAGGAUGAGGAUGAGAGGCCGAGGGCGAAGAGGCAGAGGACGGCUGACCCGGAGGAGGAUGCUGAUGGGGAUGGUGAUGACGACGCCCCGGCUGCUUCUCAUCGCCGCAGAAGGCGGGUUGUUAAUGAUGAUGAUGACGAAUAGGAGCAGCAGUCUGAGAGGCCCGUCGAGGAGAAGAAGGAGCGCCGUGACACCCCCGAGGAGGAAGACGUACCAGAGGACUAGAAGCCCGAAAGGCCCAAAAGGUCCAAAAAGCCUGCUGACACGAAAAAGGGGGCCUUUGACAAAAUCAGAAAGAAGCAGCAGGAAAAGGAGGCUAAACAGAAGCGAGAGGAAGAAUCAGAGGAGGAGCCGGAAGAUUUACCAGAGGACUAGAAGCCCGAAAGGCCCAAGAGGCCCAAAAAGCCUGCUGACACGAAAAAGGGGGCUUUUGACAAAAUCAGAAAGAAGCAGCAGGAGAAGGAGGCUAAAACAGAAGUGGGAGGAGGAAUCAGAGUAUGAACAAGAGCUUGAGGGGCCCCUCCUUUGUCAAUAAGGGCGGCGUCGAGCGAAAAAUAAAACAAAAAUAUGGCAGCACAGUGAUAGGAGGAGUCAAGAUUCCGGCUGUCAGGGCUCCUUGGAAACCGGGACAGGGGAAUCACUAGGACUUUUUCAGAGACGGGAGCAUUGGUUCAUAGGUAUAUGUUUUGGGGUAGGUGUG